AUGGCCGCGCUAAAAAGUGCAGAUAUGGUGGGCGCUGGGUUGGAUGAGCCCGGCAUCCAGGCCUGGCUCUCGCUGAAGAAGGGCAAGGAGUGCCUCGUGGCGGGAGUGAAGGGCGUGCCAACCCACUUCACCGUGAUCCAGGACGGCAACUGCCCGGCACAGCUGAGCAGCUCUGAGCUGGUGACGGUCACCGCAGUGCGUGAGGGUGAGAAGGCGGGAAGGAGGCCCCUGUUGCGGCGCCCGAAAGGCCAGACGCGGGCCGGAGGGAGGCGCGUUAUGCGCUUCGGCUUUCUGAAGGCAGCUUCUUUGACCUACAAUCGACUGAUGCAGCUGCUACACAGCGAGCUUUUGGUGGCCCUGGUGCUCUUCUGCCGAAGUCUCCAUGUGACGGACCUUCAGGUGGUGUACUUUGACUUGGCGGCGUUUCUUGGUGUGCUGCGGAUAUCUGCAGAUGAUUUGAUGCUGGCUUGCUCCGUGGCCCGCGCCAUGGCCGGUGGGGAUGCCGUUCCAUCCCGAGCAUUCUGGAGGGAUGAUGAGAUCAUCUGCUUGGUGAUGGACAGCACGAAGCUGAAGAAAGUCGACGGCUACAAGGAGGUCUUCGCGGCGCUUCAGAGCAUCGAGCGCGAAUCGGUAAUCAAGAAGACCGAGGCCUUCGACAAGUUCUUCGAGAAAUCGAGCGCCUACAACCAGGAGGGCAUCGAGCAGGCGCUGCGGGUAUCCUUCUUCGACCUGCAUGAGAAGGAGAAGGGCGUGAGCGGCGGCAAGCCCUACGCCCACCUGGUGGAGGAGGCACAGAUGCCGGAGGAGGAACAGCCGCAGAAGGAAGAUGAUGGCCAAAGCCCAUCGGUGGAGAUCAUCGAAGAGGCUUACGAGGCCGAGGAGAUGGAGAGCAACUGGGAAUCCGACAUGGGUGCCUCUCAGGACGACGAGAUCUACGACGCCUUCGGAGCGCAGAAGGCCCGCGGCUUCUUCAAGGGUGAGUUCUCUAUGGAGGAGCGGAAGGCCGCGGUGCAGAAGGAGACGGAGAGGAGUCCUCCAAAGAAGGGAUCUGGUCCGAAGGGCGGCAAGUCCAAGCGGAAGCCAAAGAUGCGUUUCUUCACCCUGCAUGAGGAGUCGCAGGGCGAGGACGCCUACUGUAACAUGGCCUACGAGGUCUCGGACAUGGAAAAGAAGCUGGAGCCCAAUACAGUACCAGGAGAUGACUCCCAGCCAUGGGACUUGAUCGAGCAAGUCAUCGAGCACGGCUAUAUGGCGAGUUCCAGCGGCGAUGGCACAGCUCAAGGCUGUCUCCAACCGCGCGGAGCUCAGGAAAUUAUCAUCCCGAACGUCAAGGGCACGGUCUACGACAUCGAGGUAUCUUCGCUGGUCGAAGCUCGGCCCAAGGAGCUUCAGAUGAUGAAGGGCCGGGAGCUGUGGACGAUUUGCGACCAGCGGGGGAUCCAGACCUCUGGCAAGAUGGCAGACCUACUGGAGCGUUUGGAGAGCUUCUACCGCGGGGAGGCUGUGUUGAAGAAGGGCUGCGCCAAGCAGUUCUUGAGGUUGCGGCUCGGCUCAGACAUCCCGAGAGGAACUACGGUGGCAACGGCUAUGGCAAAGGCGGCGGAGAUCAGGGAGCAGCGCGCGAAGUGCACGGCGGCUAGCCUCGAGAUUGGCAAGGGCUACAAUGCUGUUCGUUGUGCUGAUUGCGGGGUACACAUGGUGGCAAGGCGGAACUGUUCCGACGCGGGACUCUUCUUCGGUUGCUCGCGUUUUGGAGAUAGUGGGUGUCGUUUCACACGCCCGCUGCAAGACGGCCUCGACACCAUCAACGGCAAGCUGGAUGGAUCCCUCCAUUUCCCACGUAAGGGAGGCGGCGGGCGGAACUGGAACGGCCCCCGGGCGGUGUAUCCGUCCUCAGAGGACCUGACAAGAAUUUAUUUGCGUUUGCGUCUUCUUCGGCAUCAGACAAAGGCACGGCGUCACCAACGUCACCGGGCGGACAUCAUCAGCUUCAACUGGGUGACGGUCUGGAGCCGGGUGGCCUUGGUGGACACAGCAUGCACGGCCUGCACGCACAGUGGGCGACGGGCCUUUGAACGGACCCUGCCGCCUGAACACACCUGUCAGCUGACGGAGCGCAGCAAGGACUUUGCGGAUGGGUCCUCGACAGGGACUCGCGUUCCCGUUUGGCGGCUGCCGAUUUUCCUUGGAGGCAGACCAGGCAAGGUGCAUAGCGCAGAGGUAGAGACGGGAACUACACCCUUGCUGCUUUCAUCAGGGGCAUUGGAAGCCCUGGAUGCCGUGAUUCACUUGAAGGAGCGCAAGAUGGAGCUCAAGAAGUUGGGCGUACUGCACAUUACGCGGACUAGGCAUUUUGCUGUGGAGGUGGCCGAUGACUCCGAGUCCGUUUGGGCAUGCUCCGCCCUGUGGAGCGGUACAGCGCCCCGUCUGAUCGAAGGGUCCGACCGCCGCCGCGUCCCCGUUUUUGGGGAAUAG
Messenger RNA from Effrenium voratum, 2475 nucleotides. Lineage: Eukaryota; Dinophyceae; Suessiales; Symbiodiniaceae. The record is from the annotation of a GenBank genome assembly.